AUGGCUUUGUUAGAUUUACCAUCAGAUACCCUAGUCAAGGUGCUUGGAGUUUUAGAUACCCGUGAUUUAUUAAUAAUUGCGUCCUUCGCCAAACACCUGGCCAAAUUGCAAGAGACUCUAUUUCACCUUACUCCUCUGCCAGUUAUCUUAAAAGUUGAAACAAUACCACCCAAUAUUUUUACUUCUCAAGGAGCAGAAUCCACAAAGGAUAUAACAUUAGUGCAUUCUUCUAUCCAUCCCCAGGCUAUUCCUUACGAAGAAUCGCUGAAUAUUUUCUUUGAUACCAUCAAAUACUUUAACAAUACAAGAGAACGGAAAGUAACCUUACAAUUCAGACUAAAUAUAAAUGAUGACAUGAGUUGCAUAGAAGAGUUAUUAAUCAGAACUGAAAUGUUGAUUCAAUAUAAUUUUAAAUUUCUGUUUUCGAUGUUUAGAUUCAUUCACUAUAGAGAAACAUCAAUAUUUUCACUUCCUAACCAAGAAUUAGAAAAAUUCAAUUGGUCAGAAGUAACUUUUACAACUACAGGAUUUGAUUACCGUCACAAAUACGAACCCUCAUUCUAUAAAACUAAUGUAGAAAAUAUUCCACCCAUUUCAAUUUCUUGGUUAAAGAAUAGUACUGAUUUAGAAUAUUUACAUAUAGGAGAAAGAUAUAAGAUAGAAGGUGAUUUAGAGAGCUUGUCCUUCAAAAAAUUAAAGAAAGUAAAAUUUGAGAGCUUGGAUAGAAUGACUUGCCAAUCUUUCACUCAGUUUCUUAGUAAUAAUAGCGAGGUAAUUGAAGACUUACAUGUGAAACAUUAUUUUAAGUCUUACAAUUAUUAUGCGAUGCAUAAUUUAAAACGAUUAGAAUUGAUAGCAUUUAAGUAUUAUGAAUUUGAACCCUUUGCGUAUUUAUUUGAUCGCCAAAUCGAAAUUGUUGUUAAGGGUAGAGGUAUGGCAUGUGUUUUAAAAGAAUGUAAGAGAAGAAAAUCUGAAAGGAAAUAUCCCAAUAUAACUGUUGCAGAAUUCAAACCAAAUCAAUCACUAGUUGAACAAGCCAAGAAAGAAUUUGGAAUUAACUUUGUCCCUUGUCCAAAACUGGAUCACUUUCCUUGGGUAAUUUUAUAA
Messenger RNA from Scheffersomyces coipomensis, 1107 nucleotides. RefSeq lists its product as uncharacterized. The record is from RefSeq and is a predicted model, not a curated record. The transcript has a single exon. Gene Ontology annotation, molecular function: protein binding. Bases 1 to 1107 code for a protein of 368 amino acids. NCBI's taxonomy places the organism in Eukaryota, Fungi, Ascomycota, Pichiomycetes, Serinales, Debaryomycetaceae.